Effrenium voratum is the source of this 2622-nucleotide messenger RNA. The record is from the annotation of a GenBank genome assembly. NCBI's taxonomy places the organism in Eukaryota, Dinophyceae, Suessiales, Symbiodiniaceae.
AUGGCGAUGAUGCGGACCAGGACCAAAAGCCGAGGUAUGUGCCUCUGCCUUCUCGGGAUUGCAUUGGCGCUGCUCGUGCAGCCGAGCACGGACUUUGCUCGAGGAGUUCCUGGGCUGAAGGACAGCAUGUUGGCAAAACGGCACCCGUUGCAUGCCGGAGUCGCUCGGCGCGCCGGGGCUGCGCAAGAGGACAACAGUGCCGAGGACCGGCUCGAUCUCGAGGAGGUGAUUUCAGAAGCUGAACGGGUGCUGAACACAUCGGCGACGAAGAAAGACAUGCAAGUGGUCAUGCGAAAAGUGCAGCUGACAGAUCCAGGGAAGUGGAAUGAUUUGGCGACUAAGCCUGAGUUAAAGCAGCAGCUAAAGAAGUUUGUGGCAGAGGCAGCCCUAAAGGCCUUGGAAGAGGACCUGCUCCUGGCGCGACAGCAGCCAGCGAGCGCCCAGCGGCAGGUUGAGACUGCCCAGCGGCAGGUUGAAAGCGCUCAGCGGCAGGUUGAGAGCGCCCAGCGGCAGGUUGAGAGCGCCCAGGAGCAGGAAGCGAUGGCGGUGAGGCGUCUCGCUCGAGCUGCCACCGUCUUGGAGACGGCGGAGGACUCGGGCAAUGCGACAAAGGUGCAGGAGGCCAAGGAGGAGGUCCAGGAGGCGAAGAAGGAGGUGGAGAAGGCGGAAAGGAAGGUGGAGAGGGCGAAGAAGGAGGUCCAGGAGGCGGAGAGGAAGGUCCAGGAGGCGAAGAAGGAGGUUCAGGAGGCGGAGAGGAAGGUCCAGGAGGCGAAGAAGGAGGUGCAGGAGGCGGAGGUCAAGGAGGCGAAGGCAAGCGGCCGGACGAAGGAGUCCGAGGAGCAUGUGGAAAAGCUGGUUAAGAAGUUUGCGGGGGCGGAGUAUUGGGCACGCCCGACACCACGCUUUGGGAAGUAUGUGCGAGGCGAGAGGCUCACUUGGCCUGGAACAGACUUGCCUUGCCCGGGUGAGUUGCCAAACGCUUCCCGGACAGAUGAUGGCCGGACCACAGCAUUCGGCAUUGGCAACGCCUUUGGCACUGGGAAGACGGAGGUUGCGAUCCGGAGUGCCGAGAUGACCUGCGCAGCGGAGCCCGGCUUGAGAGUCGCUUACAUCUCCUUCAGCAAUGGAUACAAGAGCCCAGCUUUGACUGACACCGUGAAGGACGACAGCUUGAGGGAAGGGGAGAUGGGCCAGGUGUUCCGAUGCAGCAAGUACUGCGGCCUAUGGCUCAUGGCAGGGAUCAGGGCAACGCGGGUCAUUGACAACGAGGUGCAGGGCAACUCGAAACUCUUCCAAGCGAUUGUUGGAGCUUACAUGGGAAAUCCUCAGUGGAAGCUUCCUGACUAUGUUGAACAAACCGAUGCCAAACUAAUCGUCAUUCUUGACGAGGUGCAGAGGUUCAGCUUCAGCGCACUGGAAGGCCUUGUUACCAUGAUCGUUGUGCCGUCAAAGACUCGCAUGAGUCUUGUGGUUGGUGCUUUUUCACCGUCCUUCUUGAACCCCUCUGGCAAUCGACUGCGCGAUGUAAGGCUGCCAGUAUUAGCAGAGGAUGACAUGGAGCAGAUUUUCCAGGACAGGAUUCCAGGUGCGCAGAUCAAUUUCGAAGGAGUGUCAUUGCCGGGGCUCUUCGGCGGCUGUGUGCGGCCGCUAGCCAGUUGGUCCUCUGCGAAAGAGGAACUUGGAAUGAACCAGGACCCCACCCAGUCCUGUCUUCGCCAAUAUGAGACAUCCAGCUACUGGACGACGGCGGGCCUCGUUCAGGCGGCCGUUGCGGAUGUGCCCAUCUGCUCUGAGAUGCUGAAAACUGCAUUUAUGCAGGACAGCCUGAGUCUCGGCGCCGCCUUCGUCUUACCCAAAGACCGGCAUUUCCUUGUUUCGCUGCCACCCUUGCAGAUUGCGGCAGGCCAGUUCGAACUUCCAACUGAGAUAGAUAAGGGCACUCAAAGGAAAGUUCGUGACAUACUGACAGGUUUUUGCUCACCUACAUGGACGCAGUUCGAGGAGCUCACGGGCAUCGCGCCAGCUUUGCGAGUUGCUGCGUUGUCACAAAGCAACAUGGGCCUGAUUCUUGGUGGCCAUACCGUUCUGCAGCAUGUCUUUGGAAGCGAGGCCUCCAAUACCAAGGCCCAGGAACUGCUCAGAAAAAAUGUGAGGGAAGAUCUCGCAGUGCGUUGGGUCAGAGGUGGCACAGAUGUGGCAGCAGUGAACUUUUCUCAGCUCAGUUGUGAUGCUGGCGAGAAGGAGCUGCUGACCAUUGGCAUGGCCGCAGAUCACAAUUCGAACUUCGACCACUUCCUCAUUGUCCCGCUGGACAAUGGCGAGAAGCUCUUGUUCUGCUUAGAUGCAAAAUUUAGCGUGGAGGGUAUGGAGAAGGACUUGAACUUCGAGCAAGACAUUCAGCCCAAGCUGAAGGGAUUCUCAGCAAUGAACCUUCCAACAAGUUGGCAUACUCUGGUCCUUAUCGUGUCGAAUCGCAGGAUCACUGAAGGACAAGCAAUACGUGUACAGAAUUUUGCAGAGGCACCGCUAAUCGCAGCAGGGGCGGAGCACCUGCAGCGCGUGCUGUCGUGCUCUUUGGUCCCACCAGCAUACAGAGAGCGGCGGCGAAAAAAGCAGAGUUAG